GAGAUUCUUAAGCCCCCUGAAUUCCCAGUUUGCUUUGAGGUUCAAGCUCGUUUUGUUAAACCGCAAGAUAAUCGCAGUUGUUCUGUUGUUGUUGUACUGUACAAUAACCCUAACUUCUUCGCUUCCCGUGUCCGAUCGACACGAUAUAUACUAUAUUUCUCCAUACAUACAUAUCCAUCACCAUGAAGACCCUUUCGCUUACCAGCAUUCUCCUCCUCUCGCCCCUGCUUGUGACUGCCGGCCCCGCUGGCGUCCGCACCAGGGAGUCGACCGCGCAAACCAGCAUCAGCAGCGAGCAGAUCCAGACGAUCGCCCCCACGUCCAACACCUGCGCCGACGCACCGGCGGUCGGCGAGUGUGCCACCUCUGACACAGCAGCCUCAAGCAUCGCCAAGUCGUUCCAGACCUACGGCGUGACCAACAAGGCCGAGCAGGCGGCGGUGAUCGGGCUGAUGGCCUUCGAGAGUCAGGACUUCAAGUACAAUAAGAACCAUUUCCCCGGCGUAGCCGGUCAGGGCACCCGCAACAUGCAAUCCCCCGCCUUCAACGCGAAGUACGCCGCCUCAAUCCCCGCCCUGGCGGAACCGCUGAAGAGCGCCAGCGGCGAUGUGACGGCUACGCUGGAUCUGCUCCGAGCCGUCCCCGAGUAUGACUUUGGCUCCGGCGCGUGGUUCCUCACCACCCAGUGUAGUUCGACUGUUCGCGCGCAGCUGCAGAAGGGCGGCCAGGCUGGCUGGGAGGCGUUUAUCACUGGGUGUGUGGGUACGGAUGCUAAUGAUGAGCGAAAGGCGUAUUGGACUCGGGCUGUUGGGGCUCUGGGGGCUUAGGGUUUGGGUUUGGGUUUGGUUUUCGGUGUGAUUUCCGAGAGCGGAGUGGUAAAUUCGAGAAUUUAUUGUGUUUAUAAUCUGUUUUCUGGAUGUUUGAGUAGAAUGGGUGUGUUGGUUAUACCCCGUAGGAUCAAGGUUAGGUAUCUCUAUGAUUUGAGCUGGCUGUGACGAGGAGGAGGUAUGGG
Messenger RNA from Aspergillus homomorphus CBS 101889, 1012 nucleotides. RefSeq lists its product as uncharacterized. The record is from RefSeq and is a predicted model, not a curated record. The transcript is spliced from 2 exons. Lineage: Eukaryota; Fungi; Ascomycota; Eurotiomycetes; Eurotiales; Aspergillaceae. Bases 183 to 827 code for a protein of 214 amino acids.